GACCCCGAUACACGUUUGUCCAGUCCAUGGCGGUCGCAUUUCAAUACACAGCUUAGUUCAGUAUAAUGCAUGUGAAUGAACAGAGUUUAGUCUCUUAUGUUUAGAUUUGCUUUAAGAUUACCGCACGUAACUCUAUGUAAAAAAAUAACACCAAAUUGCGCACCUGUUAGCAAAAUAAGUAAGUUACUCACAUUCCUUUGGUGCUGCCGUCCUCAUCCGAUAUCACCGUGCACUGACCGACGACAAUGGCUCUCCUCGGCGACGACGGUCAAGGCUACGAACUCGCCCGACGGCUCGAAAGCCUAGGCGUUUGGCGGACGUGGCUUGGCGACACCCUCUAUGCCUCCUUCGUUCACGUCCUUUCUUCGCCUUCCUCGUGGGAGUCCUUCAUGCGGGCUGACGAGCCCAAAUCCCGUCCGCAGAUCCUCCUCCAGCUCCGGGCUCGAGCCCUCUUGUUCGACAAAGCUAGCGCCUCUCUCUUUCUCCAGUCGAAUUCUUCUUCUUCUUUUGCUGUUUCGAACCUGAAUCCUAAUUAUUUGCAGUUGCACGCAGACGACAUCUACUACACACUGGAGGAUGCGGAUCAACGGCGAGACAGUGGUGUUGUGUCCAAUACGGGGCCGUCCAAGAACCAAUCUAAAUCAGUUAUUGGUGGUGGCGUGAGAUUUGGUGACCCUGAAGUAGGUAACAUAUCCCAGAGGUUUAGGAAUGAAGAAUUUCCAGAAACAUGGUACAGUCAGUUUAUAGAGAAGCAUAGAGGUAGCAGACCUGGUAGGUUAUCAUUUGGGGACAGAGAGUCUGACAAGCGUACACCUGAGGGGAUGUCUAAUUAUCUUAGACUUCUUAAACGGCAUAAGAGAAGUCGUGUAGCAUUUAAUGAAGAUCAACAUGAGGGAUUUGGAAAUCCUGUCUGGGACAAUACGGCAAACAUACAUCCUAGUUCUGCUUUUGAUGGGACUAAUGAUGAUGUAUUAUUUUUUCCAGAGACGAUGUUUCCUUUGAACUGUGUACCGGAUACUGCACUUCCAGUGGUAACUGGAGAGCUAGAUGAUCGGAAAGUGGAGUUAUGUGGAGUUCUUGAUACCUUGCCUCAGGUUAUGACUAGGAGUCCUGUGAUUAUUGAGAGGCUUGGUAUUAGGCCUGAGUACCUCAGCAUGGAACAGAGAGGAAGUGUUCAUCGUGGGAAAAAUGGGUCUGAAAUCAAUAAGAAGUCUCUUGGUCCCGAGCAAGCAUCACAGAUGUCGAAAAAGGCAGCAGUACGCAUGUUGACAGGGUUGGGGUUUGAAGGUGGUGCAGAAGUUCCAGUGGAAGUCUUAUCUCAACUCCUUAGCGGUCAUAUUUGUAAACUAGGCCGUACCUUGAAAGUUCUUGCAGAUAGUUACAGACAGCAGUAUUCAGCCCUUGAACUAAUUAAGAUGUUCCUUCAAACAACAGGAUAUAGUAAUUUGGGAGCUUUAGCGGAGCUUGUUAAGGAUGGUAGCAGGAAUUCCAUGCAACAAAGUCAGCAUGGUUUGCAGUCUCAAAUUCCGUUACAGCAGCAGAAUCCCCUUCAACUACCCCAACAAAUCCAGAGACAAAUGCAUGCGCAGAUGCGGCAGAUGGUUCCCCAGAGUUUGGCCCUUCAGCAGGAGCAGUUGGAGAGAAUGCGCAGGCGCCAGCCACCAACUCCUCGUACUGCCAUGGAUACGGAUAAGGAGAGACCACCCUUGGUGCAAGUCAAGAUUGAAAACACUGAAUUGCCAAUGGAUGGUAAUAUCUUCAACCCUAUGAACCCCAGAUAUCAACAAAUGCAGCAGUUAAGGCAACAGCAGAUUGCUGCAAUGUCAAACUUCCAAGCUCAGCCCAGCAAUCAAAUUAGGCAGAUGGCAUCUCUACAAAUUCCUCAGAUGCAGACACCGAAUUUGGGCACUGUUCGUGCUCGACCCGUGAAGGUUGAAGGUUUUCAGGAACUGAUGGGUGGGGAUGCUGCAUUAAAGCAUGAUUCUGAAGGAAGCAAGCUAGCCUCUCCAUCAAAUAAGUAGGUCUGUGAGCAUUACCUUCUAGUUGUACAUAUUUACCGAGACUGUCUGACCCUGGUAGUCUUGCCAGAAAUGUUUUGCACCUUUGUUCAUUCCUGAUAGAGAAGGAAAAAAGGGUCGAUCUGCAUGUAGUUUGUGUGUAGUCAUACUUUAUAUGAUGUCUGAUGUUAUGUACAGUUUGAUUGUAAAGGAGCAAUCUUAACUGUAUUCUGUUUUUUUGUCUGGGGAGCUCAAACGUUACUGUCUCUGCUUGUUACUUUGGACUUCAAAUCCUGAAGUCCAUGUUUAUGGGGCAUAGAUAAAGCAUUCAUAUGAAUUUACGUA
Molecule: messenger RNA, 2342 nt
Organism: Tripterygium wilfordii
Lineage: Eukaryota; Viridiplantae; Streptophyta; Magnoliopsida; Celastrales; Celastraceae
Exons: 6
Coding region: 246-2021 (591 amino acids)
Source: RefSeq, a predicted model, not a curated record